Messenger RNA from Glarea lozoyensis ATCC 20868, 1023 nucleotides. Its product is annotated as Mitochondrial carrier. The transcript is spliced from 2 exons. Bases 1 to 1023 code for a protein of 340 amino acids. Gene Ontology annotation, biological process: transmembrane transport. Gene Ontology annotation, molecular function: oxoglutarate:malate antiporter activity. The record is from RefSeq and is a predicted model, not a curated record. NCBI's taxonomy places the organism in Eukaryota, Fungi, Ascomycota, Leotiomycetes, Helotiales, Helotiaceae.
AUGUCGACCUCGAAUUCCAUCAAGCAAGCCGCUGAAGCAGCACGCGGAAAAACCACCGAAGCUAUGGAAGCUACCAAAGCAUUCGCAGAUUCUGCCAAGGCAGAUCCAAUAGCUGUCAAGAAUGACUUCCUACACACACCUUUCAUGCGAGCAGCUCUACCAUUUAUCAAUGGCGGUGCAGCAGGUAUGGUGGCCACCACGGUGAUCCAGCCAAUCGACAUGAUCAAAGUACGACUGCAACUAGCUGGUGAGGGUGUCAAAACUGGCCCAAAGCCAUCGCCAUUGUCUGUGACAAGAGAAAUUAUAGCGGCGGGCAAGGUGAUGGAUCUAUACACUGGUCUCUCCGCAGGACUUCUACGGCAGGCCGUAUAUACGACAGCACGUCUCGGCUUCUUCGACACGUUCAUGAAGAAAUUGACAGUUCGGGCGAAAGAGAAGGGAACUCAAAUCGGUUUUGCUGAACGUGCUGCAGCGGGUCUAUCGGCUGGUGGACUUGCUGCCAUGAUUGGAAACCCUGCAGAUCUAGCAUUGAUCAGAAUGCAGUCGGAUGGACUAAAACCGCUCGCUGAAAGAAAGAAUUAUACUUCCGUUAUUCACGCUUUGCAGAGCAUCGCAAAGUCUGAAGGGGUUGGUGCACUUUGGGCUGGUGCUGCUCCAACGGUAGUUCGAGCAAUGGCUCUGAACUUUGGCCAGUUAGCAUUCUUCUCAGAAGCUAAACAAAGAUUGAAGGACACGAAUAUGAGCUCGAGGGCUCAGACUUUGAGUGCCAGUGCGAUUGCGGGAUUCUUUGCGAGUUUCUUCAGCUUGCCAUUUGACUUUGUUAAGACAAGACUGCAGAAGCAAUCACGCCGAGCCGAUCGAACCUUGCCGUAUAAAGGAAUGGGCGACUGUUUCAGAAAAGUUGCGGCAGAUGAGGGAAUUCUGAGAUUCUAUAGAGGAUUCAGCACGUACUACGUGAGAAUCGCGCCUCAUGCGAUGGUGACACUGAUUGUUGCCGACUACCUCGGAUUCAUCACAAAGUAA